Messenger RNA from Macrobrachium nipponense, 1951 nucleotides. RefSeq names its product Krueppel-like factor 14. The transcript has a single exon. The record is from RefSeq and is a predicted model, not a curated record. Gene Ontology annotation, molecular function: RNA polymerase II cis-regulatory region sequence-specific DNA binding; DNA-binding transcription factor activity, RNA polymerase II-specific. Gene Ontology annotation, biological process: regulation of transcription by RNA polymerase II. Lineage: Eukaryota; Metazoa; Arthropoda; Malacostraca; Decapoda; Palaemonidae. Bases 476 to 1585 code for a protein of 369 amino acids.
GCUUCAGUCACCCGUAAGAUCUUGUCCGAGAGACAUCGUAGCCACUUUACUGACGAAAGAGACCUCUUGACCGAAGAUUUUUAUACUCAUUUUUACUGUGCUGCUCAUCAAGAUUUACUUUCAAACAAUUGUUUGCGUGAUGUUUUAUUUAGCUUUCUCGUUUGUGAACAUUGAAAGAGGUGAUUAACACGAAAGGCUAAAUCAUUAGAAAUUGUGUGUGAUUUCCAAAGGAAAGACGAAAACCAGGACGUCACUUUGGAAGGACAGUCAUGUGUCUCCUGUUCAAGAGUAAAAGAACAGAACAUCGAAGGCUCACUGUGUAGUUACCUCUUACCAGGUCUGACCGCGCGAAAGUUUUCUUUUGUGAAAAGCAGUUGAUUGGUUGUCUGUGAGACCCGACUGUUAACCUCGAAUACGAGUCAGUCGUCGAACCCAUCAUUCGGAAGUGCUUUUCUGUAGUGGUAGAAUUUUGUUUAUGGAACGUCAGCCAAGAGUUGCUUUACCAAUGACCAGUUCAAAUCAAGAAGAUCCCCCUUCCCCACCCAUAUUCCGCCCAUGGCAGCCUAACUUGCCUUCAACGCCUAGUCCGUCCAACAAAAUCUGUGAUCCAUCUCGUGUUCGUGAGUGCCUUAAUAAACGCCCAGAUUUGAAGAAGAUACAAGAUGAUAUUAACGCAGGGGCUUCGGUGUCCAGACAUGGCCACAGGGCUGCCACGAGCCAUUCACCUUCUUCGGGCAGCGGCAGCUUAAAGCGCCGUCUGGAGGAAGACGGUGCCACCAGUCACGUCGGUCCCAAGUUCCUGAAAGUCGAAAGAGUCGACGGCAAGGAAACAAAACACUGCGCAAUAAAUAAUGUCAUCGGGGAGAUUUGCAAUCGUCCCUCGGAGGGAGCAGUGGACAGCAGCGGAAGCGCUCCCGAGGCGUCGAAAAUCCACAGUCAUUACGUCCAGUAUCACGCUCAGCACGUAAAUGCCCACCUUCCCCAAAUGCCCGCUGCGUUUCCUUUCUCUUCUCCAUUCCCAGGUUUCCCCUUCUUGCCAACUAUGGACAGAUUACCGCCGCUGAGUGGCCCUCUGCAUCGCGACUGCCCGAGCCCUGGAAGGUUACCCUUCGUCAAUGGCGGACUCUUCGGCAGCCUGCCAGGUCCCAGCGUGCUCUCCGGCUUCGAGGCCCUCUCUGGGCCCUUGGUGCCCCUCAUGGACGUCCUCGUUCCCGCGGCAGAAGUAGAGAGGGUGUGUGCCAAAAGGCCGCGCCCGAAGCGCUUCUCCUGCCCUGAGUGCCAGUCGGCCUUCAGCAACAAAGGUCAACUGAAGGGGCACCUUCGCAUCCACACCGGGGAGCGACCCUUCGCCUGCGGCCACCAAGGCUGCGGCAAGAGGUUCACCCGCAACGAGGAGCUCACGCGACACAGGCGCAUCCACAGCGGGGCGCGGCCCUUCCCUUGCCCCCUCUGCGACAAAAGGUUCGGGCGUAAGGACCACCUGAAGAAGCAUAUCAGGACCCACCAGAGACAGACGGUUGUUCCCCCUCAGCCGUUCCUUCUGCAUCAUCUCCAUCACCUGCAGCAGAUCCGGCAUCCAUUGUAGGGACUCGUUCGUGGGGACUUUCGCGCCUUUCAUUUCUCUUGAUAUCACCUCCAGGUGGAUUUGGAAAGAGCCACAAGUUGCAGAACAAAUAUGUUCAAUAGCACAUACGGUUUUGGGGUGUCAUGCUCCCUCUAUUUAUUGACAUACGUAUGUGUACUGAACAUUCUUUUUAUAUGAUUUUAAUUUUGACCAUUUAUUUAUUAUUUUUUAUGCUCUGUAAUUUAUAACUAAUCUAUAAAAAACUAGCUAUUUAUUGUUACGACUCAAAACGCCUAUCCUUAAAAUUUUGUUUUGUAUAUUUCGGUUACUUCCCUAUAACUAGUACUUUAGUCGACAUAUUUUUAAUAACUAAGGUCUCUUCUUUCU